This is a messenger RNA of Purpureocillium lilacinum, 2736 nucleotides long. RefSeq lists its product as uncharacterized. Gene Ontology annotation, biological process: glycoprotein catabolic process; carbohydrate metabolic process. The record is from RefSeq and is a predicted model, not a curated record. Gene Ontology annotation, molecular function: beta-mannosidase activity. NCBI's taxonomy places the organism in Eukaryota, Fungi, Ascomycota, Sordariomycetes, Hypocreales, Ophiocordycipitaceae.
AUGGCUCACUCCAGGACCCAAAUCAGCUCCGGCUGGACCUUUAAGCAGCAGGACUGGCCGUCCGAGGAGUGGCUGCCCGUGUCGCAGGUGCCCAGCCAGAUUCACAUGGACCUGCUGGCCAACAAGAAGAUCCCAGACCCCUACGUCGACCUCAACGAGCGCGCCGUGCAGUGGGUCGGCGAGAAGACGUGGGUGUACCGCGCCGCUUUUUCCGUACCCGAGCUGGCGACCGAGGGUGAUGGCGCCGGCGCAGUAACGACGGACCUCGUCUUCGAGGGCCUCGACACCUUUGCCACCGUCUCGGUCAACGGCGCAGAGGUCCUCAAGACGGACAACAUGUUUGUCUCGUACCGCGUCGACGUCUCCCCGCAUGUUAAGACGGGUGGCGACGCGCAGAACGUGCUCGAGAUCGUCUUCGACUCGGCCCUGCUGCGCGGCCGCGAGCUCGUGGAGAAGCACAGCCACGAGCACAACUUCCUCGUCCGCCAGACUGAGGCGGGCCGCGUGCCCGUCCGCAAGGCCCAGUACAACUGGGGCUGGGACUGGGGGCCCAUCCUCAUGACGGCCGGGCCGUGGAAGCCCGUCUGGGUCGAACGCUACGUCGCGCGCGUCGACGACGUCUGGGCUGAGAAUGAGGUUGCUGAGGACCUGGCAUCAUGCGCUGGCACUAUCUACGCCACACUGGAGGGCGCCGUCAGCAAGGGCGACCAGGUCGUCGUCUUGCUGUCCAAGGACGACAAGGUGGUCCUCGAGGAGACGGUCGACGCCGACGACACCGGCCGCGUCUCGGUCCCUUUCAAGCUCAGCAACCCCGAGCUCUGGUAUCCUCUCAACUACGGCGCCCAGGCGCGGUACCAGCUGCGGGCGACGCUGGUCCGCCAGGGCCGGGCGCUCGACGCGCAGACCAAGCUCAUCGGGUUCCGCCGCACGCAGCUCGUGCAGGAGCCCGACGCGCACGGCAAGUCCUUCUACUUCCGCAUCAACAACGUCGACGUCUUCGCGGGCGGCUCGUGCUGGAUCCCCGCCGACAGCUACCUGUCGGCCAUCACGCCGCAGCGGUACCGCGACUGGGUGCGCCUGGCCGCCGAGGGCAACCAGGUGAUGCUGCGCGUCUGGGGCGGCGGCGUCUACGAGCACGACGCCCUCGUCGACGCCUGCGACGAGCUCGGCGUCCUGCUCUGGCACGACUUCCAGUUCGCCUGCGCCAGCUACCCGGCCUACCCGUCCUUCCUCGCCAGCGUCGAGCUCGAGGCCCGCGAGCACGUCCGCCGCCUGCGCAGCCACCCCUCCAUGGUCAUCUGGGCCGGCAACAACGAGGACUACCAGGUCCAGGAGCGGUACCGGCUCGACUACGACUUUGAGAACAAGGACCCCGAGGCCUGGCUCAAGUCGACCUUUCCCGCGCGCUACAUCUACGAGCACCUGCUGCCCAAGGUGGUGGCCGAGGAGGACCCGCACAUGAUUUACCACCCGAGCAGCCCCUGGGGCGACGGGAAGCCGACGGCGGACCCGACCGUCGGCGACAUUCACCAGUGGAAUCUCUGGCACGGCACCAUCAGCAAGUACCAAGAGGCCUCCCUCCUCGGCGGCCGCUUCGUCAGCGAGUUCGGCAUGGAGGCCUACCCGCACCUCGAGACGGUCGCGCGCAUGGCCUCGUCCCCCGCGCAGCUGCGCCCGGGCUCCAUGGUGCUCGACUUCCACAACAAGGGCAUCGGCCACGAGCGCCGCAUGAUGACGUACGUGGUCGAGAACUUCCGCCCGGGAGACGUCUCGGACCUCGCCCGCUACGUCCACCUCACGCAGGUCGCGCAGGCCGAGACGAUGCGCGCCGCGUACAAGGCCUGGCGCCGCGACUGGGGCACUGGCACUGCCUCCUCCUCCAAGGACGGCAGCAGCAGAAGCGAGGGUAGCAGCAGCAGCAGCGCCAUCGAGGGCCGCAAGUGCGGCGGCGUCCUCGUCUGGCAGCUCAACGACUGCUGGCCCACCAUGUCGUGGGCCGUCGUCGACUACCACCUCGUCCCCAAGCCCGCCUGGCACGCCAUCCGCCGCGCCCUGCAGCCCCUCGACGUGGGCGUCUCGCGCACCUACCACGACUGGACGCAGACGGGCUACUACAUCGACGAGAACUCCAAGCUGUGCACGGGCCAGGUCGACCAGACGCUGCCCGCCCGCCCGGGCACCUCCACCUUGGACGUCUGGGUCGCCAGCGCCAGCGUCCAGCCCGUUGCCGUGCGCGUCGCCGUGCGCUUCGUCUCCGUCCGCUCCGGCAGGGACGUCGCCCCGCCGCUCGAGGUCGACGCCGAGGCCGCGCCCAACGCCACGACGGACGUGCACGUCGCCGUGCCGCUGCCGGCGUCGGCCCCGGGAGCGGACGACCCGAACCGGCGCUUCGACGUGGACGCGUACGACCCUUACGUCGUGCACGCCACCCUGUCCGUGGACGGCCGUGUCGUCGCCACCGACGCCGCCUGGCCCGACCCCAUCAAGUUCCUCGACAUGGCCGACCGCGGCGUCGCCUUCCAGGUCAGCUCCGCCGGCGACGAGGUCGUCGUCACCGCCGAGCGGCCCGUCAAGUCCUUCGUCUUCGAGGAGGCCGAGGGCCUGCGGGUGAGCGACAACGGCUUCGACAUCAUGCCCGGCGAGAAGCAAGUCAUCAAGGUGCAAGGCAAUGUGAAGGCUGACAAGCUGAGGUGGACCUACGUCGACGCCCCGGCCGCGUCCAUGGAGAUAUCGUGA